AUAGAUUUGUAUUUUAUGGAAUUUCACGUGGUCCCCACUCCAGGCCAUAAAUCGCACCCAAAGUCCCAAACUAAUCCAUUUCAGUUUUCCCAGCUUAAUUGGCGUAGAAGUUGCCACGUGGCUUCUGCACACCAUCAUCCCACUUCAAACUCUUCAAAACUGAUCACCAUUCAAUCCUUAACGGAUAAAACCACCACCUCCAUCAUGGCAACGGCCGCCACUGCUACGACCACGACCACCACACGCCUCCUAUCACCGACCACCACCUCCAUCGCCCAUCAAACCCUCCGUUCCACCUUAUCCUCCUUCACAAAACCCGCAUCCCUUAAAACUCUCAGACUAUCCACCAAACUCCACGUUUCUUCCCCUACCGACAAACCCAUCUCCACCACCACCACCACCAAACCCACCCAAGAAACCAUCUUUUUCGACGGCGGAGCACACUACGGUGACCUCGUCGCAAAUCUCCUCCUGGGUUUCACUCUCGUUUGGCUGCCACUCACUCUAGCCGCAGUUCUCAGAGGGUUUUUCUUGCGAUACAGAUUCACAAACUUACGGGUCACCGUGAUAUCCGGGUUAACGGGUCAGGACAGGAGUGAUUUUUCAUAUAAAGUCGUCAAAGAUGUUCAAGUUGUACCAAGGUUUAUUGGUGAAUGGGGUGAUGUGAUCAUCACUUUAAAAGAUGGAACUAAGGUUGAUUUAAGAAGUGUCCCCAAAUUUAGAGAAAUUGCCAAGUAUUGUUUGUCCAUGGUUGAGAAAAAAGGUGCUGAUGAAUUGGAAGAGAGCGGUGGUGCUAAAGGGUUUUGAUUUUCGAUUAUGCACACCACCUGUUCGAUUAUAUGACACCGGGAAGUUGAGGUUUGAAUCUGGUUUAUGGUGGGUUUUCUUUGAUCAGAAGAGGUAUGUACAUUUUCAUAAUUGCUAGUUUGAUCAAGAUUUUCGGUUAUAUAUGGAUGGUAUAAUUUUAUGUUUAAGAAGUUACUUGGUGUUGAAAUUUGAUGUACAUUUGAUAUUUUAGUAAAUUGAAGGUAUCAAAAUUUUCUGUAAUUUGCGUUUGCAGAAAAGAAAUUUACCAUUUAA
Messenger RNA from Lactuca sativa (garden lettuce), 1080 nucleotides. Its product is annotated as NAD(P)-linked oxidoreductase superfamily protein. The record is from RefSeq and is a predicted model, not a curated record. NCBI's taxonomy places the organism in Eukaryota, Viridiplantae, Streptophyta, Magnoliopsida, Asterales, Asteraceae.